Molecule: messenger RNA, 3048 nt
Organism: Cylindrotheca closterium
Lineage: Eukaryota; Bacillariophyta; Bacillariophyceae; Bacillariales; Bacillariaceae
Source: the annotation of a GenBank genome assembly
AUGAGCAGUUCCCUCAAAGAUGCAAACGUAUCCAAACGUGAUCAUAUGACUAUCACCGAGAAUGCUGACGAUGCUGCGCCUACUAACGGGGGAGAGAAAAGGAGAAUUCGCGACAGGUCUUCUAGAAAGAGGAGAUCAGAUUCCAAGGGUCGGAGAAGUAGAUCAGCAUCCAAGGGUAGCAAAAGCUCCCACAAGAUGAGCAGCGGAAUUGGCCACAGACGACGCACCAAGAAAGCUGCAAUGAAAUCUUCUUCGCGCAGCGAAGGAAGUAAUAGCGGCCCAUCAGAACUUUUGUAUGGAGACAAAAACACCAACAAGGCAAAAUCAAAGGCAUCACGGGGUAUGACAAGGUCCCUCAAACCAGGUGCUGAGCUUGUCAGUCCAUCAGGAAAAAGGAGGGACACUCUCAGCACUGCUGAAAGUACUGAAAUAUUGUACGGAGAUGAUGAAGCUAAGGCGAAAGCAAAGGCAUCACGAAGCUCGAACGUUUCACUCAGACCCGAUGCUAAGCUUGCCAGUUCGUCUGGACACAGCAAGAGUACUAACGAUACCGCCCAUACUACCGCAGUAUUGUACGGAGAUGCCGAUGCCAAGAAGAAAGCAAAGGCAUCAUCGAAUUCGAAAAGGUCCCUUAAACCCGGUGCUCAGCUUGUCAGUUCGUCUGGACACAGUAAGAGCACUGGCGACACUGGCCAUAGUACUGCAGUAUUGUACGGAGACGAAGAUACCAAGACGAAAGCAAAGGUAUCACGGGGCUCAAAAGGAUCCCUCAGACCCGGUGCUGAGCUUGUAAGUGUAUCGGGACACAGUAAAAGCACUGGUUGCAGCAACCAAACCACGCAAACAUUGUAUGGGGUGAGAAACGAAGAUGCCAAAGCAAAGUCAAAAGUAAUGCUGGGAUCUUCUUCCCAUCACAGCAGUAAAAGUAUCGGCACAAAGAGUACUGUCGAAAUAUUUUAUGGAGAUGACGAUGAUCAUGAUCAUGCCAAGAACAAAGUGAAGGGCGGAUCGCGAAGAAGCUCCUCCAGAUCCAACACGAAUCCGGGAGUGAAACGCAUGGGCAGAUCAUGGAGGAGUAUGACUCCACCAGUGGAUGGUCAUGUGGUGCCAUGUAUGAUGAUUGACGAUGGGCCCAAUUCGUCACAGGCGAAGGACUCAAUUGUUGGGGAUUGGCAAUCUGUGGCGUCCAAGGAUCGAAAGUCAGGAAAGAAAGAGCCCGUUUCGUCCCGGUACAAAAUGUGGAUUAUUUUGGCUGUCGCUAUUCUUGUCAUUGGCGGUGGAGUGACAGCCGUUGCCGUUCUCAGAAAACAAGGUGGACAGGUCCAAGAUACUGGCUCCCAUAAUCCUACCACUGAAUCGCCCGAUCUUAUAUCCGAGCCUCCAGCCGGCUCCCUAAAAGAAACACCAACAGCGCCACCAUCAAAAAAGCAGGUGCUGGAUCCACCUAGUGCUGAAGACUGUACUGCCAUUACAAACAACCAAACCAUUCCAGGAGACAAUACAUUGUCCAAAAGCAACUGGAAUGCCAACAUUCAGAUCAAUGUCAAGGGUGAAAGUGGAAUGACUGAUGAAAUGGUACAGCAAUUGUUGGAUUCCAUUCAAGAGCUCUUGCUUCCGGCCAUGGCUGGUUGCACUAAUGGCGAUCAGCGAAAGCUAAUCGAAUUGGCAAACCCAGUCAUGUCAGGAGUCUCCAAAGAAAUGGGAGAAGACCUUGAUGAGUCUCGAUAUGCGAUUCUAUUCGCUAGUGUCAAAGGCAAAUUGCUGAAAGAUACAGUCUGUGUGGAUGCAACAACUCCCGAGCUAUGUUAUGUUGUCCUUGUCGAGUUUUCUUUACUGUUGGAUGCUGAUAUUACUUCUGCCGAUGUUGAGGCCAUUAUAUUAGAGGAAUUGGCAAACGGCAACAACAUGGUAUCAAAGUUGGAGCUUGAUGAUUUGUUCCUAUCAGUGAAUGCAAGAAAUAUCAUUGAUGUGACACCUUCCGAAGCUCCCUCUGCCCCGCCAACUGAUGUUUCAUCUAGACCGCCAAGCAACAGUCCGACAAAGUCUCCUGCAGCUCAGUCGGCAACAGAAGGUCCUGAUAGAAUCCCGACACCCGUGCCAGUGCCGCAACCAACGCGUGUUCCAGGUACACCAACAUCCAUUCCUGUUGAAGCACCCACGUUGGCUCCCAUUCGAUCUCCUUCUGCUAUGCCAACGGGCGCUCCAGGUACUCCAACAUCCAUUCCAGUUGAAAAACCUACAUUGGCUCCCAUCCGAUCCCCUUCUGCCAUGCCAACGGGCGCUCCAAGUACGACCUCGCCAUCUCCCAUGUCACUCAUGACUCCACCUUCUGCACCAACAUCCUCGAUGCCAGCUGUCGGGUCAUCACCGCCGCCAACCGUAUCACCGACAGCUUCGGCUUCAAGCUCACCGUCCACGAAGUCAUCGGUAGCACCAGAGGCUCCGUCAACACCUAGCCCUAUGAUUGAGCAAACGUUAUUACCGACAGGUUUGACUUCAAGCCCGGUUUCCACAAAGCCAUCGAUGACACCAUUUUCGUCACCAACAUACAUGCCGGUGCUCGGACCAACGCCUCCUCCAACAGUAUCACCCACUGCUAUGGUUUCAAGCUCACCAUCAAUAACGCCAACACGUGGUCCAACAAUGAAGCCUAUCGUGGCAACACCAAAUCCAACUGCUAUUCCCAGUCGUGCUCCAACAGCAAAACCGACGCCUGGGCCCACGCCAGCUCCAACAUCUGCUCCGACACCUCGACCAACACCAAAUCCUACCCCCGAACCAACUCCGAAUCCAACAACAACUGCUCCAAUCUCUGGUGCUCCAACCAGCUUAUUCUGCUGCUCGAACAAUCUGAAAGACUGCAAUAUCCCUGAUCCAACGUGCAAUUCUAGCUUGCUAAACUGUAGCAGUUGCAAUGGGUAUUUCAUCGAGCAGGGUAGCUGCACCACCGGGAUCGCCAAAUUUGAGGAUUGCACCAGCAAUGUGUUUGGCUGCUGUGCGACGCUUAGCUGUGUUGCACAGGAUUUAUUCUCUUCACGAUGCGAGUAG